This is a messenger RNA of Drosophila erecta, 5755 nucleotides long. It is a transcript of the gene tinc, whose product is annotated as protein tincar. The transcript is spliced from 11 exons. Lineage: Eukaryota; Metazoa; Arthropoda; Insecta; Diptera; Drosophilidae. The record is from RefSeq and is a predicted model, not a curated record. Bases 888 to 5372 code for a protein of 1494 amino acids.
GGGGCUGGCCACACCACACCGUUCAAACUGUAUUUUACAUUCAAAUUCUGAUUCGCUCGGACGUGACGUCGCGGCUCGUGAGUGCGGCACUUUUCUAGCGGGACUUUAAGCUCAGUGUGUGUGUGCGCGACAGUGCGUCGGUGUGUGUGUGUUUACCCACAAAGCUGUGCUGCUAAUGCUCAAGUAGAGGAAAUAUUAUUAAAUAUACUAGGUGGUGAUGAAAAACAAAUUGUUCAAACAAAGUGCAACAAAAGCUUACCGUUCAAGACUGCAUAAACGGGAGUAAAAUCGCCGCUACACGGGCAAACAUAUCAAAGAAGGGAUUAUUUUGGACUGAAAAAUUCACUUUAAAGGCGCUCAAGAGCAAAAACCCGUGACAGGUAAUAAACAUUUUACGACGGGAAUUUUAUUAAAGUCCCAUCGAGUAUAACAAAUUGAAGCCAACCAAUCGGAACCUACUUUGAGGCAAAAGUGCGUUACGGUUCCGCCAAUUAAUAUAGAUGUCACAGCAAAUCAGUGUCAAUCAAAGUGUGGGAAAUCGACACGAAUUUCCACAAAUAUGCGCCAGCAAAUAGAAGCGUCGGACGCUAUAAUGAGCCAUAUCAGCGGACAUAUUUUACCCACUGGAAUGGGAAAUGGGAAAAACAAUGAGCAGCCUCAUCAUCACGAUCAUCGUCAUCAGCAGCAGCAACAGCAGCACUUGAGUAAAUAGAAAAUCAGUGUUCAGAAUCAAUAUAAAAUCAAUACAAAUAGUGCGGGACGAUAGACAGAAAUUGACAUUAUUCGCAACAUUAUUCGCUGUCGCUCAGAGCAAUAAAAACCCGACUAGCAGCGACAAAAGCCAUCGGAGCGUCGAAAGCCAAACAAAGCCCAGUACGCCGACCAAGAUGGGUGGCAAGCACCAGGGAGUCUCCUCCGGAGGCGGCAGCCUCAACUCCAGCCUCUGCAACUCCGUGAUGACGAGUGCCACCACGGCAAGCAGCAGCCUCACCCAGCAGCAGCAGCAGCUCCAGGCCAAGUACAUCAAGUCGAAGCGCCACCAGAGCCGCUACACCAGCCUCCAGCACUCCGGCCACGACUCCGGCAGCUAUCUGCACCUCAACUCGCUGUGGUCCAUCUGGUACGGAGUGCUACUCACCCUGUUCCAGGGAUACCUGGCCAUGCACGGAGCCUACAGGUUCUUGGGAUGCUCUCUGAUACCCUGGAAAAUCGAGCCUGUGGCCGAGCUGAAUCUGCAGAUCGUGCUAUCUGGAGUGGUGUUCAUCCUGCUGCCGGUCUUUUUUACCUCGGCCGUAUUUAAGGUUGGCAACUUGGCAAACGACGGAAUUAAAUUGGCCACAGGUGCCAGGGAGCGGCGCUGCACCCUCUCCCCGCACGAUGGCCUGGAGGAGGAGUCGCGGGGCGGCACCCUGCGAGCCCUUUGGACCCACGGCGGACCCACGGCGGCCUUCGUCCACAUCCUGAUUGCACUCUGCCUGCUGCUGCCCAGGUUGCUGCUCGAGGCUCGCAUCAUUGAGAACGGAUUGCUGCCAAAAGAGCAAAUUUGGGCCACUGAAUUGGACUUUGUUGUGAUCAAUCGACGCAAUUUGAUGGCCAUGUCGGUGGUGGGAGCCACACCCUUUCCCAGGCAGCACCAGCAGCAGCACCACCAGCAUGGCAGACUAAACUUUACCGCAAACAGCUUGGAACAGGACGAGGAGGACUACUUCAACGAUACCAUGUUCACGGCCAUCCGAGGAGUGCCAGCCGGGGGCAAUAACAAUUUGUUCGAUCUGCGACCCGAUAAGAUGGCAAACGGCAGAAAGGCGGCCAAAACCACGGCGACGACCAGGACAACAACCAUCACCAACAAACUGGAUGCGGGCAAGGGCCAAUACUUUGAAGUGCCCGAUUUAAUUAAUCAAGACAUCGACGAGGAGGAGCGCCAGGAGCUGGAGGAGGCGAUUCGAGGCGAAGAAGAUGAUGGAGAUGAGGGUGUGGGUGUCGGCGAAGGGGGAACUGUCAUUAUGCCAGAUUUCGAUGAGUUGCCGCCAAGAACCGCAGUUGGAACGACCACCACAACGACUAAGGCGAACUCCGAUGCGGACAAGUUGAGUGAGGAAAAUUGGCAACAACUGGGAACUCUGGGCAAAGGGGCCGCGUCCAGCAGCUCCAGUAGCACAACAUCCACCACAACAACAACUACGACAACGACAUCGACCACUACAGCCACAACAACAAGUACUAGGGGAACCAGCACCACCACCACUAUUAAGCCUACGGAGAUGCCAACCAGCAGACAACCAGCACAUCACCAUCAUGGAAAAUCCCGCAAACACCACAAGCAUCACAAUAAACAGCGCCCACAGCAGCCACCGCGUCGCCAUCAUGUGGCCUCCCACGAGCAGGCGAUCCUCGAGAGCUUUCCGGAGGAGGAGACCACCACGCGCGACAGCAGCAUCCACCGCGUAAAGCCCGAGGUGCUGCCGGAGCUACCGAUUCCCUCGACGCCCGUCUCGGCCUCCAACUCCAAGAUCAUUGCCAUCAAACCGAAGAACCAGAAGCGGCGGCUUUCCAAGCGGGCAGCCGGCGUUGAAAUCGAGCCGGAGUAUCUGCUCGGCGAUGCCAACAUUAAUUCCAGUGAAUUUGUAGCCAAAUCGAAUGAGGAGGAGCCCGAGGAGAGCGAGGACUUCGAGCUGGAGGAUGGUGAUUUUCAGGCGGUGCCCGCUCUGACUCCCGCACCUCCUGUUGCUCCAAACAGUCCGAAGGCCGGGCAGGAUUACGUCCGACUGGAUGGCUUUGCCGGAAUGUUGCAGCUUUUCUUUGGCAUUGAUAAACCCAUCGAUGUGGCAAUUUUCUCCCAACCACCCAGCGCCGAGUUCGUGAACUUACUUUGCGCCCUGUUGGUGUGGUCCGUUCGGUAUCCGGCCGUUUUCUGGAAUACCUCGAAGGCCUUUGCCUGCGUUUUCAGCCUCCAGAUGGUGGUGGCCGCCCUGGACAUCAUACUCGGCUAUGUGGGCAUCUCGAAUCUCUACAAGCUACAGAUCUACGCCGAGGCCAUGCCGGUUCAUCAGCCGGGGCUCAUCCUGAACGCAGUGGUCACUUUGGCAUUGUAUCUUUUGUCCACCACUCUGGUGCUGGCCUCUUCCAUGGUCAUGUACCUGUACGGACACGGACGACUGGCCACCCGGAUGCGGGAUCGCUCCAUCAUUACGCUGAAGAGCCACCAGACCUGGAUCUACUUCGCCCACUGCGCCUCCUUGUGCUUCGUCCUUGCCUUGGCGGUGGUCAAGGCUCCGCUGCUCAACGAUCUCAGUGCCACCUACAAGAACAACCUGCACUGCCCCACCUUUCUAGCUGCUCUUGUCGGAGUGACACACCUGCUGCUAUGGAUUGUCAUCUGGCUCUGCCUGACCAUCAAGCGGCGCUGGCACUUUAAGCUGCCCCCGCUGGACAGCACUUACGGCGGACUGCUGGGCAAGUCCAGCGCCCAGCCGCUCCUGAUGUCCAGUGGCCAGCGCACGGGAAGCAACUCGAGCAGCAGUGGCUGCAACUCCACCAGCACCACGGUGAAUGGUGGCGACUCCAAGCCGGACAUGAUGAGCACGGCCACCAGCACGGAACUGGGAAUGGGAUUGGGUGGGGGCAUUAAUGGGGGCAUGGGCGGCACGGGCAUGGGACUGGCCGCCCAGGAGGACAUAUACUGGCCCAAGCUGACGCCCAGUUCGCCCAAGCUGAAGGUCACCUUCAACGAAGUUACGAGUACGUCUGAUGAUGUCCUACUAAUUGGUGACCAAGAACAAACUGAUGGCAAGCGCCAUACGAGCCGUGGAGCCUCGGUAUGUUUUGCCAGUGCUGCGGGGGAAGUUGACGACGGCGAGUACGCGACACUAAGAGCAGCCACCGCCGGGGCCGUCGUGGGCAUCACCAUGGGCAGCAUGAAGAGGGGCGUCAGCAACACCUCGGUGGGGGUUAGUCUGCUCCACCUCUCCGAGUACGACGAACUUCCUCCGCCGCCGCCGGCCAGCCAUCACCAUCAGCAGCAACAUCAGCAGCGGCAGGCCCACUCCUUUGCCCAUGGAAAUCCCCACGACUAUGCGAACCUGAGCGGAUUGGGUGGCAUCAGUGACGACAACAUCUCCGAGGAGGGCAAGCUGCUGGCCUGUGUGCGCGAUGACAGCAUCACCUACGCAUCCACCAGGGAUCUGGAGCCACCACAGCCGUCGGCCCAGGUCCAGGCGCCGCCACCACCUCCACCGCUGCCCAUGAAGGGAGCUCCCGCUCCUCAGCCACCAGCAGUAAUGCCCCACUCUGCCGGCAUCUACGGACGCGCUCCUCAAGCAAUGCCCGAGAUGAUGCAGUUGUCGCCCGAGCACCACCACAAUCCACUUCAGCAUUCGCUGCAGCAUCCACAGCAGCAUCCUCUCCAGCAGCAGCAGAAGCAGCAGCCACCUCAGCAUCCUCUCCAGCAGCAGGGCAAUCCGCACCAGCAUCUAGUCAGCCCCUUGGCUCCGGUCACGGUCGCAGUUCACACCAACGAAGCGCAUAUUGCCUCCAGUUCCACACCCCGUUGCCUGCGUCGCGCCGAUUCGGGCGUUCCCAACGAGGCGUUGACACCGCGCAGCGACACCACCUCCACCACCGAAAGUACCAACACCACCUCACCGCCGGAACGCGCCCCCUCCGAGUCCUCCAGUGGCGUCCACUCGGGCGAGGAGCGGGAGCUGGAGGUCAUCAUUCGGCCGAGGGCCAACAGCAAGCCGCCGCCACGCCCCCCACAGCCGCCCAUACAGGAAGAGCCCUACGGUCGCUGCACCAACAUGCGCAUGUCCAGCUUCAAUGCGGAUCCCUCCGCCGCCUCAUCGGCGGUCAUUAAUAGUGCCACACUGCCGCCGCAGCGUUCGGUUCCGGAGCAGAAGUUCGACUACACGGCUCACUGCAGCACGAUGCCACUGCCGGUGGGCUGUCACAGCCAGCAGCUCGCCGGGAGCGGUAAUGGCUACGCCUCCACCUCGGCAAUGACCAGUUCCAUGGGUGGUGGCGGUAUGCCACCACUGCCGCCAUCGCAGGUCUCCAGCUUCAUGACGCCCAACAGUAUGCACUACGCCAAUGCCUCGGUGGCCCUGGGAAAUGGAAGUGGUCAACAGCAGCCGCACACCACGCUGCCAAAUGGAGUGCGCUACUCCAAUCCGCACUUUCUGCGCCGCCUGCCGCACGUCACCAAGGCGGCGGAGUCGCCCUACGGACACCUGGGCUACGGAGCUGGUCACCACGCCUUCGCAAAGCUGCCGCUCGAGACGCAUCCCACGAUUCCGGAGGAUCGCGACUCCGCCAACUACUCGAUGGCCUCCGACCAGGAUUGCGGACUGUAUGUGACGGCCCAGCUGCACUAGGAUGGCCAGGGAUCCCACUUUAUUUACACUAUGAACUUAGACUUAUUGCAAAGAGCAUUGCGCACCAUGUAUUACCCCUUAAGUCAUAAGUUAAAGUUUGAUUGCUCUACGGCAUGGAACAUCAAUGAGCAUUGAUUGCCGUGGUGCAAUCGGUUUUUAAACCCAUAGCCUUACCUACUUGCAAUGCCGUAAGUCCCUAUAUCCCAUAACGCUCUAAGUUAGCCUCUCGGUUUUUGUACAGCUCCGGGCCCCAGAGAAGCCAUACCAAAUCCACUAAUCUUCCAAAGGAUCAGCUGGUUACCGGACCCCAAAUGAAUUAAAUUACUCUUCGUUUGCUUUGCCUUGACGACGAUCCACUCAAGAGUGUAGCGCUAAUUGCCACC